Tilletiaria anomala UBC 951 is the source of this 1370-nucleotide messenger RNA. RefSeq lists its product as uncharacterized. The record is from RefSeq and is a predicted model, not a curated record. Gene Ontology annotation, biological process: DNA damage checkpoint signaling; DNA repair. Lineage: Eukaryota; Fungi; Basidiomycota; Exobasidiomycetes; Georgefischeriales; Tilletiariaceae. The transcript is spliced from 6 exons. The coding region runs from base 142 to 1161 and encodes 339 amino acids. Gene Ontology annotation, cellular component: checkpoint clamp complex.
GAUGCCGCAUGGCACGCGCAUCUUUGAUACUUGACGAGGUCACAAUUAUAGCAACUCUUUCGUUCCGUUUAUGCAUGGCUUGAUCUACCGGGCACGAGUUGGCCGCGUCUGAGGGCGAGAGAUGCGUGACGUUCCUUCAAAAUGGCAGCGAAUUCAGGGCCGGCAUUUGUCGCGCAUUCAAGCGAUGUCAGGCUCUUGUCAAACAUUCUUAGGCCCAUAGCACACAGCAGCCAUGUCCUCGUCACAAUCUCGGACACUGGCAUCGAGUUUCUCACGACGUCCGAUCGCUCCUUCCAAGCUCAUGCAUACAUCAAACGCAUUCUUUUCCCCAAGUGGCAAUGUCGCAAGGAUCCGACGGCGGUAGAUGAGUCUCCGAUGAACACCACCUCCCCAGGUGAUCAAGACGCCAUCAUAUCGCAUGUCUUCGAAAUCAGCCUCAAAACUCUGCUCGAAUGCCUUGAUAUCUUUGGAGGCGCCCCCGCUGCCAGAAACAUUGCUGACACGGACUGGAUGGACGGCCGUCCGGAGCGCGAUCGGACUGGCGGCGGGGGCGACGUGCUACUUGACAAGCGCAAGGGCGCCAAAACGGCUAUGAUGCUCCGGUACACAGGCAAGGGAGACCCGCUUGUCGUGAUGCUGGAGGAUAAUGAUGUAGUGACGAGCUGCGAACUCGCAACGCUGGAACCGGAUGACACGUCCGCACUAGGCAUGGACCACCGUGACAUGCGAGCGCAGAUCAUCAUGCAAGCCGAGUGGAUCACGGUCGUCCUGCAGAGCUUCCACGCGACCUGUUCGCGCAUUAUUUUCUCUUUUACCCCAAGUAAAGCCGGGCGGCGCGGUUUCCUGCGCAUUUUUGGCGAUACGGAUGCCGGCAGCGUAGACGCCACGCUGCCAGGGGACGGCAAAGCGGUGGCCAAGUUCAUCUGCGAGCGCAAGGUUGAGUUUACAUACAGCUUCGAGCACGUCUCUCGCUCACUCAAAGGGCUCAGCUCGGCCAACAAGACGUCCGUACGCAUCGACGGACAAGGCUUGCUCAGCAUUCAGUGCCUCAUUCCGAUAAACUCGUCGCUCAUGGAGGAUGCCACGUGCGGUGGCCGAAACAAGAUUGAAGCGAGCCAUCUGCCCAUUGUCGAUUACCUUUGCUGUCCAUACGAAGAUUGAACGAAAGACAUAUCUGCAAUUUUCAAAAGCAUUAUACUUCAUUUCGUAGUUCUCGCAGAUACGCAUUGUCAUUCUCAGCUGAACGACUUAAGCCCGGCAUGGUUCUUCAAUUGACAGUAGACGACGAUAUGCUUGUGUAUGUACGCGUAUACAUGUAGAGUUCAGAUGCGCAAGGUGUGCGUGGGAGGUAAGAUCAUAAUCUACCUGUG